This is a messenger RNA of Pelmatolapia mariae (spotted tilapia), 711 nucleotides long. RefSeq names its product GTPase IMAP family member 9-like. Lineage: Eukaryota; Metazoa; Chordata; Actinopteri; Cichliformes; Cichlidae. The transcript is spliced from 2 exons. Bases 1 to 711 code for a protein of 236 amino acids. Gene Ontology annotation, molecular function: GTP binding. The record is from RefSeq and is a predicted model, not a curated record.
AUGGCUUCAUUUCCAGCAGGUCCUGAUUUGAGGAUUGUGAUGAUUGGGAAAACUGGUGUGGGGAAGAGUGCUGUUGGAAACACCAUCUUGGGAGUUAAGCAUUUCAGAUCUUGUCCCUUUUCAAAGUCAGUGACUAAGGUCUGUGAAAAAGGAGUGACACAGUGGGGCAACAGAGUAGUUAGUGUGGUAGACACACCAGGGAUCGUGGACACUGAAAUAUCAGAAGAGUUCAUCAAACGUGAAAUUGUGAGGUGUGUUGAAGUCUCCUGUCCAGGUCCUCAUGUGUUCCUGCUGGUUCUCCAAAUUGGUCGAUUCACCAAAGAGGAGAAAAACUCAGUGGAAGCUCUGCAGGAGCUGUUUGGUCCACAAGCUAAUCAGUACAUGAUUGUGCUGUUCACACGUGGUGGUGAUCUUGGUGACAUGACCAUACAGGAGUAUGUACGUGAAGCUGAGCCAGGGCUUCGCCGCAUCAUUCAAAGGUGUGGAAAUAGGUUUCACGUCUUUGAAAACACAGCGACAGAUAAAAAGCAGGUGGUGGAGCUGAUCAAAAAGAUUGAUUACAUGGUGGCAGGAAAUGGGGGCACACACUACACAGAUGCCAUGUACAAAGAGGUGGAGACUAGACGAGUGUCGGACGAAAACGAAUAUAUGUUUAUGCAAGCACUGAUGCAGCGUAUCCUAGUCUAUAUGUACAUUCUUUCAAGAGAGUAA